Molecule: messenger RNA, 1539 nt
Organism: Suillus subaureus
Lineage: Eukaryota; Fungi; Basidiomycota; Agaricomycetes; Boletales; Suillaceae
Product: cytochrome P450
Exons: 12
Coding region: 1-1539 (512 amino acids)
Molecular function (GO): heme binding; monooxygenase activity; oxidoreductase activity, acting on paired donors, with incorporation or reduction of molecular oxygen
Source: RefSeq, a predicted model, not a curated record
AUGGCUUUAAAUGCUUCGGACUGGCUUGUGUACUCGUCGUUCAUCCUCGUCCUGGGGGUGAUAUGGCAUCGCUUGCGUCGCCAGAAUAGAUCACAGUUGCUACCACCUGGCCCACCACCGAAACCGUUGAUAGGAAAUUAUCUCGACGUCCCCAAGAUAAUGUCAUGGAAAAAAUUCUCACAAUGGAGAAAGCUCUAUGGCGACCUCGUAUACCUGACAGUCCUCGGGAACAAAUUUCUCAUCCUAAACGACAUGGAAAGUAUGCGCGAGCUUCUUGAGAAGAGAUCGCAGAAGUAUUCCGAUAGACCAUCGUUUGUGAUGGCAAAAUACAUGGGGAUUGAGAACAAUUUGUCGUUCGCUCCCUAUGGUCCAUAUUGGAGGCAAGGACGGAAGCUCAUACAUGGAACCGUUAACCAGGAAGCCGUCAAGAAGUAUCAUUCGCUGCAGGAGAAUGUUACCGCCAGAUUUUUGAGGGAUUUAGUGGAAUAUCCUUCAGAAGCCAUGAAGCAUCUGCAUAUGGCCACGGCUCAUAUCAUUGCUUCCGUAACCUAUGGGUUUUCUAUCGAUACCCCAAGCAAUGUGUACUUCGACGAAUUUGCCGAAACGGAGCGAAUCGUACUGAAGGGCGUGGUUCCGGGGGCCUAUCUGGUUGAUAUGAUUCCUCAAUUAUGGUAUCUGCCAUCCUGGGUCCCAUUUAACAGCAUACGGCGAACAGCUGAGAGGGGGCGGCAGCGAGUGUCUGAUAUCGUGCACCAUCCGAUAGAGCAGGUAGAACAGGAUAUGAAACAAGGAGCAUCUCCAGCUUCGUUUGUUUCGGAUCAUUUAAGGGAAAGCGGGGGCGAUGAAGUGAUAAAACAGCAGCUCCCUUGGGUAGCGUGGUCAAUAUAUGAAGCCGGAAAUGACACAACAAGUGGAACAAUGCUGGUCUUCAUGCAUGCUAUGGCGUGCUUCCCAGAGGUCCAGACCCGCAUGCGUGAGGAGAUACACAGAGUCGUAGGGACUGACCGCCUGCCGUCUUUUGCUGACCGGGAACGGCUGCCAUAUAUUAAUGCGGCAAUUAAGGAGAUAUACCGCUGGAAGCCCAACACACCGUUGGGUGCACCAAGGAAAUUACAAGAUGCCGAUGUCUAUAGAGGGUACUACAUACCGAAAGGCACCAUUAUUAUGUCUAAUGUCUGGUUGCUCAGCCGGGACCAGGAUAGUGGCAUAGAUCCAGAAGCAUUUUCUCCAGAGCGCUUUCUUGAUACCCACGUAAAGAAAACGGCCAUUGAUCCUUUCAGUUAUGCAUUUGGCUUCGGCAGGAGGAUGUGCCCAGGGCGCUUUUUAGCAGAUAACUCUGUGUUCAUACUUGUAACCAGUAUGGUGGCGACCGUACGGAUUUCGAAACCCAAGGAUAGCAAUGGCGUGGAAAAACCAUUUAAUCCUCCGUAUAUACCCGCAGGCCUGGCCAGUUUUCCAUAUCCAUUCGAAGUCGACAUUGAACCAGUAUCUGACAAAGCAGUGGCGAUCGUGAAAGGUAGAGCGAUGAGUAUUGAUUGA